AUGACCAAGCAAUCACAGAUCUUCACAGAUGACUGGGUUACCAGACGUUACACCUACGAGUCUGCAGCUGUGUUCACCAAAGCCCUCCUUGGGAACAACACCCUCUUGUAUGUGGUGAAGAAGGAGCCAUCUCUCCACAAGCCCAUGUUUUACUCCCUCUCCAUGCUGGCUGUCAUUGACUCGGUGCUGUCCCUGACCAACAUGGCCAAAAUGCUGAGCAUCUUCUGGAGAUCACCCAGGAGAUUACCUUGGCUGGGCUCAUGUUGCCUCUGCCUUUUCUCCUCAAUCAUGGUUCUCUUCAUUGUGUGGUUGGAUCUGUUCAUUGGGCUCUCCUGCCUCAGGAUCUUGAGGACUGUAUUAAGUCUGGCUUUGAAAGAGGACAGACUGAAGGUAUUUGGGAGCUGCUUUUCCCGCAUUUGCAUCAUCCUCGUCUUCUACACUCCUGUAGUUCCCUCACCAGUCAUCCACAGGUUUGGUUGCCAUGUUGCCUCCCACAUGCACAUCUUGAUGGCUAAUUUCUACCUCCCUUUCCCUCCCACGGUCCAUGCUAUCAAAAUCAUAAAGAUCCAUGACCUGGAUUUUUGCUGGAUUUGA
Molecule: messenger RNA, 594 nt
Organism: Calidris pugnax (ruff)
Lineage: Eukaryota; Metazoa; Chordata; Aves; Charadriiformes; Scolopacidae
Product: olfactory receptor 52M1-like
Exons: 3
Coding region: 1-594 (197 amino acids)
Biological process (GO): G protein-coupled receptor signaling pathway
Cellular component (GO): membrane
Molecular function (GO): olfactory receptor activity
Source: RefSeq, a predicted model, not a curated record